UCCCGACCAUAAUCUCUUGCGAGUCAUGGCCAUGUCUACAACGGCUCUCUCUAUCCCUUCCCUCACUACCAUCCUUCGGCCCUCUCCGUUGCAGCCUCUCUUCAAUCUCCCCACUCUCUCCUCUUCUUCUUCUUUAAGGUUCUCGUAUCAUACAAACAUCCAAUGCACGACCAACAACAAAAAACAACAGCAGCAACUGCAACAAGGGUCUCCAAAUUCCGACCCCAAGACCGGAGUCUCAGUUUACAAGCCCAAAUCCUACGCGGUUCUUGCUAGCGACGCCGCCAAUUCUCUCGCCUAUGCACUUCAAGACGGCAAAAUUCGCUUGGAAAUUGACUUCCCGCCCUUGCCUAGCAACAUAUCUUCUUACAAGGGAUCUUCAGACGAUUUCAUUGAUGCCAACAUUCAACUUGCCUUAGCUGUUAUCAGGAAGCUUCAGGAAAGAAUGGAAACAAGAGCUUGUAUGGUGUUUCCUGAUAAGCCAGAAAAACGCAGGGCCUCUCAGAUGUUCAAAGCAGCUUUUGAUUCGAUUGAUGGUAUAACUAUAGGUUCUCUGGAUGACAUCCCCACAGGUCCUGUUACCUCUUUCUUCAAAUCUAUAAGGAGCACUCUAGAUUUUGAUUUUGAAGAUGAUAAUGAAGGUUGCUGGAAAUCGAGUGAGCCACCGUCCAUCUACAUAUUUCUAAAUUGUAGCACUCGUGAGCUCUCUAACAUUGAGAAAUAUGUGGAAAAUUUUGCCAUGUCAACUCCAACGCUUCUGUUCAACCUUGAACUUGACACAUUGCGUGCUGACUUGGGUCUUCUUGGAUUUCCAACCAAAGAUCUGCAUUAUCGUUUUUUAUCCCAAUUCAUCCCAGUGUUCUAUAUACGAACAAGGGAGUAUUCAAAGACAGUAGCAACAGCACCUUAUGUCUUGAACUAUAGUGGGGCACUCUUUCGCCAAUACCCUGGGCCAUGGCAGGUGAUGCUUAAACAAGCAGAUGGUUCUUAUGCUUGCGUAGCAGAGAGUGCAACACGCUUCACACUUGGUGAGACCAAAGAAGAACUAUUGAGGGUCCUGGGACUACAAGAGGAGCAAGGAAGCUCAUUAGAAUUCCUUCGGAGAGGCUACAAGGCUGCCACUUGGUGGGAAGAAGAUGUUGAACUGGAAGCAUUUUCUGAAUGGCGUAGUUGAGCCAGAAGUCGCUGAACUCAGCAGAAGCUCAUUGAAAAGUGACAGAUUGCAAAGAAGUUACGGAUGCUGCUUCAGAGUCGAGAUUGAAGAUUUCUUGGUGAUAUUCUUUUUCCAUCGUUUUCUCUUCCACCGUAAUGAUUUUUGUUUCGUUCAUCUAUAUGUAAUCCUCUCAUGUUUCUUGCAUUCUAUUAUUUAUGGUGAUUCGAGAUAUGUAGAAUGCCUAAAUCCCCAACUCCUUCAAGUUACCCAUCACUGGAUUGUUUUGUAGUUCUAGUGUAAGAGAAACAACUGUUAUACAUAGCUAGAGCAACCUUAUUUGUCUCA
Messenger RNA from Tripterygium wilfordii, 1498 nucleotides. RefSeq names its product protein LOW PSII ACCUMULATION 3, chloroplastic. Lineage: Eukaryota; Viridiplantae; Streptophyta; Magnoliopsida; Celastrales; Celastraceae. The transcript has 12 exons. The record is from RefSeq and is a predicted model, not a curated record. The coding region runs from base 26 to 1174 and encodes 382 amino acids.